This is a messenger RNA of Lolium perenne, 2780 nucleotides long. Its product is annotated as G-type lectin S-receptor-like serine/threonine-protein kinase At2g19130. NCBI's taxonomy places the organism in Eukaryota, Viridiplantae, Streptophyta, Magnoliopsida, Poales, Poaceae. Gene Ontology annotation, biological process: recognition of pollen; protein phosphorylation. Gene Ontology annotation, molecular function: ATP binding; protein serine/threonine kinase activity. The record is from RefSeq and is a predicted model, not a curated record.
UGAACUAGUCUUAUUGCUGCAAGGCCAACUUAAAAGCCUCUGCAUCCCACCACCGCCACCACCAUGGAUUUACUGCACAAAUCCAGACUACCAUCCUCCUUCUAGCCCUUGCUGCUCUUCCAAGCUCCCAUCCAUGGCUCCUCUCUUCUUCCUCCUCCUAUUCGGCCAAAUCCUUCUCUGUGCGGCCGUCGACACCAUCAAUUCCACCACACCGCUGUCUGGGACACAGAAGAUCGUGUCCCCAGGCAACAAAUUCAUCUUGGGCUUCUACUCCCCAACUCAAAGCAACACCGCCUCUUCCGGCUCCGGCAACUACUACAUAGCCAUAUGGUACAGCAACAUACCGAUACAGACCACCGUGUGGACGGCAACCACCAACGUGCCGGUGUCAGACCCGACCACAGCCUCCUUCGAAAUCGCCACCGACGGCAACCUCGUCCUCCUUGAUCAAGCCAAGAACCAGCAGCUAUGGUCAACCAACGUAAGUGUAGCCCCCAACUCCACCAUGGCCAUCAUCAGGGACAGCGGUAGCCUCGACCUCAUCGAUGCAUCCAAUUCAUCGAUCAUUUACUGGCGAAGCCUCGACCAUCCAACAAACACUUGGCUACCGGGGGGCAAGCUUAUGCUGAACAAGACCACGGGUGUGACCCAGAGGCUUUUUCCUUGGAAGAACAACGCAGACCCAUCUCCUGGGUUGUUCUCUCUGGAGCUAGACCCCAACGGCACAGCACAGUACUUCAUCCAGUGGAAUAAAUCCAUAAACUACUGGACCAGUGGCACCUGGAACGGGGUUAUCUUUAGUCUCGUGCCGGAGAUGACAGCCGGUUACAACUACGACUUCCAGUUCAUCAACAACGCCACAGAAAACUACUUCACCUACACUAUGAAGGACAAUUCAAUCCUCUCCCGGUUGAUCAUGGACACCAAUGGACAGAUCAAGCAGUGGACUUGGGUUCCUUCCUCACAACAGUGGAUCUUGUUCUGGGCGCAGCCAAAGACGCAGUGUGAGGUGUAUGCGGUCUGUGGGGUGUAUGGCAGCUGCAACGCCAAUACCCUGCCCUUCUGCAACUGCAUCAAAGGGUACAGCCAGAAGGUUCAGAGUGAUUGGGAUCUUCAGGAUUUCAGUGGUGGGUGCAAGAGGAACGUACCAUUGCAGUGCCAGACCAACUCCAGCUCCGGACAGGCUAAGCCUGAUAAGUUCUAUACCAUGGCAGGCGUGAGGCUACCUGAUAACGCACAGAGUGCAGCUGGCACGAGCUCUAGAGAGUGUGAGGUGGCUUGUCUGAGCAACUGUUUAUGCAAUGCUUACACUUACAAUUCGAGUGGCUGCUUUGUCUGGCCUGCGGACCUGGUGAACCUCCAAGAAGGAUAUAGUGGAAAUGGAGUAGGCACACUCUUCCUCAGGCUUGCAGCAUCCGAGCUGCCAGACCCAAAAAAGAGCAAGACUGCAAUCAUUGGUGGAGUUAUUGGCGGAGUUGCCGCAGUUUUGAUAAUUCUUGCGAUUGUGCUGUUCUUCCUAUUUCAGAAGCGUCGCCGAGACAGGACUCUUCGGGUAUCCAAGACUGCUGGGGGCGCACUCAUUGCCUUCAGGUACAGUGAUCUCCAGCAUGUCACCAACAACUUCGCAGAGAAGCUCGGGGGAGGUGCCUUCGGCUCAGUGUUCAAAGGGAAGCUCCCGGAUUCAACUGCCAUUGCUGUGAAGAGGCUCGAUGGGUUCCAUCAAGGGGAGAAGCAAUUCCGUGCCGAGGUAAGCACGAUUGGGACAACCCAGCAUGUCAAUUUGGUCCGCCUUCUUGGGUUCUGUUCCGAAGGAUCAAGGAAGCUGCUUGUGUAUGAGUUCAUGCCAAAGGGAUCCCUGGAAGUGCAACUGUUCCCUGGUGAGACAACCACAUUGAGCUGGGCCAUUAGGUACCAAAUUGCACUUGGAACAGCAAGAGGCCUAAACUACCUGCAUGAAAAAUGUAGGGAUUGCAUCAUACACUGUGAUGUCAAGCCAGAUAACAUACUCUUGGAUGAGUCCUUUGUACCAAAAGUGUCAGAUUUUGGUUUAGCAAAGCUCUUAGGCCGGGACUUCAGCCGUGUUUUGACGACGAUGAGGGGAACAAGGGGUUACCUUGCACCCGAAUGGAUCAGCGGCGUGCCUAUAACAGCCAAGGCAGAUGUAUUCAGUUAUGGCAUGAUGCUCUUGGAAAUCAUAUCAGGCAGGAGGAAUGCUGAUCAUGGAGAUGACGCUUUCUUCCCAACCCUGGCUGCAAGCAUGCUACAUGAAGGGGAUGUGCAGACCUUGUUGGACCCCAGGCUCAAAGGAGAUGCAGAUCAUGAUGAGCUCACGAGGGCUUGUAAGGUUGCUUGUUGGUGCAUCCAAGAUGAUGAAAGCACUAGACCCACCACAGGUCAGAUCGCCCAAAUCCUAGAGGGGUUACUUGAUGUGAACAUGCCUCCCGUUCCAAGAUCAUUGGCGGUUCUUGGUGAAAGCCCCAAUGCCAUAAACUUCUUCUCAGAUCUGUCUUCAAGCCAGACUACACAGACGCAAAACAGCACGACAUCUUCCCAGACACAUAGUGCUACUUCAGGCAGUUCACAGCCUUAAACUUUUAACAAGAGAACCCUGCAGUUUAUAAGGGGCAAGGUAUUUACAUGUUUAAAUAGUGCUAUGAGUAACCAGAAGUUGUACUCUGUAGAAACUAGCUUUUAUGUUGUUCUAUGUAUCUAUUUAAACAUUGCAGGCUCACAGCAGAGUUGAAUAACCAAUAUGACAGCAAGACUACUGUUACAUUUAA